Ceraceosorus guamensis is the source of this 5749-nucleotide messenger RNA. RefSeq lists its product as hypothetical. Bases 149 to 5749 code for a protein of 1866 amino acids. The transcript has 4 exons. Gene Ontology annotation, cellular component: Cul8-RING ubiquitin ligase complex; nucleus. The record is from RefSeq and is a predicted model, not a curated record. Gene Ontology annotation, biological process: double-strand break repair via homologous recombination; replication fork processing. NCBI's taxonomy places the organism in Eukaryota, Fungi, Basidiomycota, Exobasidiomycetes, Ceraceosorales, Ceraceosoraceae.
UGACCGUCCGCUGCAUUUGAAUCAAAAUCAGUAUCACGAAUGCUCGGCUUAGCCAGCAGGGCGGUCGACCCUCUCAGCUCCAUCCAGAUCUCCGUCCGCCGCUCUUGCUUAUCCAAACCCAUCUAGAGUUGGCGGAGCGGAUAUCGGCAUGAAGCGCGCUGAUUCGCACACAGAGCCAAGCAGCAUGUCCGAAGGAAUGCUCUCACCAAGCAACAGGGCCAAUCAUGCCAUUGCCAGCCCGCCACAAACGCACGCAGCAGCAAGUAGCAGAAUCAGAGCACGCGGUAGCGCUCAGGCCUCUACCAAAGCUGAAUUCGGGGCCCUGGCUCGACGCCAAAUCCCAGUACAGGAACUUCACAGACCUAUUUCGGCCUCUCAGCCCUCCCACCACUCUGCCGCCAGAGCCAUGAGUACGACGCGUGAGAGCGAUGCUUGGGAUUAUCGAUCCUUUUCUCAACCUGUAAACGGCAUGAUGCCGUCGCACUGCAAGAUUUCUGGGAACACAUCCGCUACUCAGUCGGUGGGACUGCUGCCGUCUCUACAGCCACGUAGGGCGAUCGCGCGCUCAAGGAGCACCACUCCAUCGUCAUCUAUGCCUGAUCUCGAUGCUUCCGCGUCCGCCUCAUCGCUUCAGUCUCGGGGUCAUUGCGCAAUAGGCAGAAGCCCUGAGGCGAGGGAUGAGGAGUUGCUGACCAAUGAAUUCCCCAGGAGAAGUCCUGCGCUCGGGAUGGGCUGGCGAUCUCCGCCGCCUCCAAGGUCAGGUACCGGGGGCGAGAGUUCAGAUUUUGGUGAUGCGGGCCCCUCUUCUGGUCGUGCUGUCUCUCCGACUGUGCCGGCGUACAGUCUGCCUCACGAGCAUGCUGCGGCGAGUGUUGCGACAUCAACGAGACACAGAGAUAAUGGCGUACCUGAAGAGGUGCAAGCGUUCGUGAACGCGCCGCUGACCCCACCUAGGCGCAAUCUACGCGAUCGUAAGCCAGCGCAGCUCAAGCCUUACACCGUGGAAGGUCUCACUUAUCGCCGCAGGCUUCUCCGAAAUGACUGGGAGGACGCUGUCGUUAGCCAAAGGGAAAUCCGGGAGAAGAUUCGUCAGGAGCUAGACGCAGAGUGGGAAGAAGCCAAGAGGAAAGACGUGGCACUCAGGGAAGCAGACGAUCAGGUCGCCACGAGACACGCGUGGGAAAAGGAUCUGAGACGCCGGAAGCGCGAAGAGCGGAAGCUGAAGCAGAAGGAGGAGAAGAGGAAAGAGAAGGAGAGAAAAGCAGCACACCGGUCUCGCAAUGCUAGAGAACUCCGCACUGCACCAGACACCGCGUCUCUGUUCGCUGCAUUUGGCGGCGAGCUAACGUCAGAUGACGAUGUCAUCGUGGACAAUGACAAGGGUGUGCGAAGCGAGCCUGCUGUGCUCAUCUCGCCCGGCCGACGCGAACAGCCAAUCACCAGCUACAAAUCUCGCAGGACCCAUCAGGGCUCUGCCUCACCCACUGCGGCGCGUCCAGUCGGCACAGAGGCGAAUGGUGAUUAUACUGAUGAUUCCGCGUCACAGCCAAUCCGGCCUCGUAAACGGCUGAGGCGCUUGCAUCAGGCGCGCUCGAACUCAGGCUCCGAUUCCCAGAGGGCCAGAUCAAUGUCUGUCCUGUCUGUUUCCGACUCAGACUCUUCUGGGUCAUCUGCUACGGAGGCGGCUACUCGCGCAGCCUCGAAUUGCACCGAUGCACGCCCCUCGAGAGCCGAUGCUGCGGAGCUUGAGGAGUACUACGCUCAACAACUGCGUAUCCUUCGGCGCGUCAUGCCGCUUGGCAUGGCCAAGAAACACAUCGAAGACUUGCGAGCAAUGCAUCGCGGCCACGACUACCACUCUGAUGGACACAUCUCUGCGACUCCCGAGCCCGCUAGCGGUAGCGACGCCGAGAGAAACUCUCUUACGCCUCCUCCACAGCGCUCGACCCCUGCAACAAGCAUCGACGCACUACAAGGUACAGGCGAAGACACGGAGUUGAUCCCUGGACAGGCUAGGCGCAGGGUUGCAAAGAAUAGUGCAAUUCGGGAUGACGCCCGGUUCGUGAUUGAGGGCGAUCCCCUCUCGAGUGAUGACGCACCCACGCCAGUCAGCGUCAGCAGCGACAGCGAAUCUGACACUGACAAUGCCGACGGUCGAGGAGUGCGGUGGUGGACGAACACUUCUUCAUGGCCUGCGAUAAGCACUGUUCCGCGCAAGCCAAAGCGAGUCAAGGACGACAUUGAUCGCCUGCUUUCACGAACAGGUGUUCGUCAGCCUCAGCGCAGCAGACUACGUACCAGCUCUGAUCGUCCGAAGCAGCGACAUGCGAGGGCGCUCGGUGACGUGCCUCGUGACAGAUCCUCAUCUACCCGCGAACAUAGGGGAACUUCCAAUCGUCGUUCACGCGGCAGCCGUGCGUCAAACGCGUAUAGUCACAGGUAUCCCCCCUACCGCCCCGUCAACCCGCCCAUUGCUCAUCCUAGAUCUAUCAAGAGCCUGGAUCUCGUGGACGACAAGGUGCUCUUUGAUGUAGAGUGGCAGGCAGAACAGCCUGAGGUUGAUGGCCGAACGGCAGCAUCUCUGCUUCUGCCUGACGAAGAGUUGCCGCGGCAAAUGUCACGAACUGCAGGCGCGGACCGGUCGCCCCGUUUCUCAAAUGACGCCUUGCGUCUUGCUUCUCUCGACAGCCCGAGUCGUGUUCAUGUCGAUCUGAUCAAUGACCUGGCCACGCCAGCACGGCUUCUGGCUAGCUCAGAGCCAAAGUCAUUGCCCGCUAGGAAGACACAGCAGCGCCUCGACGAGUUCAUACCUAGUCGCCAAUGCAUCACACCUCGUGCGCCGAUGCCCGAUCAUCUGCAAAGCCAACAGCGCGAAGCGGACGCAUGGGCCGAACUUGGAUUCCUGACUCUCGACUUUGGUAUUCGGCCCUUGCCUAUCGGCAUUUGCUUUGAUUCGUCUACCUCUCUCGGGCGCGGCAAGUUGCACGACUUGCUCGCGCCCCGGGAUGGCGCGCGGCAGCCCCCUCCACCCGGAGCAGGAAGCACUUUCUUCGGUGUCGCGUUGCAGUUGCACAACUCGGACAGCGAACUCAUCGAGUACUUGCCCAAGCUCUUCGACAACAUGUUCGACGAAUUUGAUAAGCUGCAGCAAGAGCCGUCCAUUGCGCGCGGCUCUCGUCUACGAAUGAGUAUUGCUGAAGCAGCUGACUUCUUCCUGUCUUGGUCUCCAACACGUCUGAGCUCAAGCAGCACCAGCACUGGCACUUCGUGGACAAUGCAGCUCCUUUCCGAGCUUGCGCGGCUACAACAUCGACUUGCCAGCAUCGGCGUACACCAUCACGCAAAGGAGCAUAUGAUCGAGAGCGUCCUGGCAAUUCGCUGGCUAGCGCUGCAGCUCUCCUGGCGUAGCGUCUUUACCAAUCUUGAAAAGACCGCAGACGGUCCAACAACGGAGAUCGGCGACGAGACCACUCUUCUGAAUGGCAUGGCUCAGGUCGCUGGCGAUCUCAUGGUCGUUCUGCUUUGUCACGGUCUGCAUAGGACCAUGAAGAGCGUGAAGGAUGCCAUGCGCUCACACACGAAAACCUCCGGACUUGUUAUACUGCGCGACUACUCGGCAGAACUGUGGGUGUCUCUCAUCCACUUGCUGUCCGAGCCACUCUGCACGCGACACGGACUAAGUUUCUGGCUCGUCUUGGAAAAAGCUGUCAGCCACUGGGAUAACCUGAUCCGAGCGCGCUCGAACGUUGUCUCUGCCGAGAGCGUCUGGUACAUCGUGCUCAGCAUGUGUGCGCUCUCCCAAUUCUCUUCUUCACACGGCAGCACUGGCCAGCGUCCUAAGCUAGACGCUUCGUGGAGUAUGAUCAAGAAUGCUCUGGAUCGCGUACGUCUGCGAUUCGACACGGAGGUGGAGCGCACCAUGCCCAGCGCAGCAAUCAGCAAGCGCGAUCAAUACCUUAAAAUCGUAGUACAGCGGUGUCUGAACCUUUCUUCGCUAUGGCACUGGCGUUUCGUUGGCGCCGAGGCAGUCAUGACGCACCUUUUCAAGCUGUUCGACGCCCACCGGUUGACGAACCUCCCUCGCGAGACGGAUCACGACUUUGCGCCCUUCCUUCGGGAGUACGACGCGAGGCUCCUGUACGAUGCAGCACGCCACGAGUCGACUGCUUUCCACGUCUUCAUCAAGCUCCUUGCUGCUGCUUGCAAAGAAAUCAGCCAAUCUGCAGCUGACAAGGCUAUCGGCGAUCGCCAGGUGUCGCGACUGAUGUCCAGGGUGUUGCCAAUGCGGGUAAUGCCUUUCACGCAGAGCAAACCCCCUACCGCGUUGGAGCGCUCGAUGCUUUUCAAUCACUAUUCGCUUGCGAUGCUUUUCCUCUUCACUGUUCCCUCGGCCGCAACGCAGCGUCUGCGCCAGAUGAAGAGUUUUCUGGCUUUUGGCGACGCCGAUCUGGCCUCUCAAGUCACCUGCAUUCGUGCAAUGCUGUACGCUGCAGUCAUCUUUCGACACCAUAAGCAACCGCUUGAACCGAUCAUGCGCUGGUUCUCCUCAUCAUUCGCAAGCCUCUUGAAGAAAUUUGGUGCUCUGGAAGUCGAAACACGUCAUGCUCCUUCGGCAGCAGUGGCUAGUCUGCGGGACGAGCAAGUGCAUCAAUCAAAAGUGAGGCAGCAGCGCUCAAUUACUAGCCUGAUUGUCACUGCUCUGCGAUCUGUGCAACACAUGAUAGACAGGACAACGUUGGAUCCCGCACAGCAGAUACUGACACUAUAUCCUGAUCUUGCGCUGCUCGAUCACGCUUGGACUUGCGACGUUCUUGAGACUCAGCUGGCUGUCGAUCCGUCGGUCGGCAACGAAGCGAUGAAGAUCAUCCAAGCAUUCUUAUUGCACCGCAAUAGAGCAGUCGCAAGUUUGUCCGACAGGCAAUCGAGCGCCACCACUUUGACCGCCCUGGACGAUGAUAGCCAGGACAGCUUUGCAGAUCUGUUCCCUGAUGCCGACCUCGAUGAUGAGAUGCUACGUAGCAUCAUAGACGAUUCCGAGAUGGUCUCGGGGAGACCGCCAAGUCCGCCUAUACGCGAACUAGAUCGCGACUUUGCCCACCUUGUCAGUAGAUCCUUAUUGACCUCGAUUUUCCGACACAUAUCCAACAUUUUCCAUCCGGACCGACUCACGACCUAUUCUGCAAGGGCUGUCCUGGGCCUCGGCGAUUCUCGUCGCGAGGUCCGUGACCGAGGCCACUUGGAAGAAGUGAUACGAACGGCUUCACGUCGAAGCCAUGUGGAGUUGGCCAUUGACUGCUGGACAGGCUGCGCUCACGUGCUCGUUCAGAACGGUCUGCGAGACUGGAGCAGCUUCCUGUCACACGGCAUUGGGUCCUUCAAGCACUUCAAUGAUGGUAUUGCCGGCCGCGACAUCGGGCUACGUUUUUUGCAAAAUGCAGCAUCGCUAGACCGUACAGCUUUCGAAGAGCAUGAAGGCGAAUUCCUUAUUGGCUGGUUCGCCAGUGCUCCCUCCCCCAACCUGUCUAUCCAGCACAUCUACACUCGAACGCUCAGUGAUGUCCAGCCUCAACAUCCCUGGCUAGCGAGCGCCCCGUGGACCCGGGACGAACGUGGCGUAUUCCAUCAGAUCAGCCUCGAGGCGUUCGAGCAAGAAAGGACACAAGCUCUUCGGAACAUGUUCAAGGUGAUGGCGCACGAGUAUGGACAUUCGCAGCAAGGCAACGUUGGUAGAAAAGAAGACCUACUGUGA